Sander lucioperca (pikeperch) is the source of this 2807-nucleotide messenger RNA. It is a transcript of the gene c1qtnf5, whose product is annotated as C1q and TNF related 5. Gene Ontology annotation, molecular function: protein binding. Lineage: Eukaryota; Metazoa; Chordata; Actinopteri; Perciformes; Percidae. The record is from RefSeq and is a predicted model, not a curated record. Bases 247 to 999 code for a protein of 250 amino acids. The transcript is spliced from 4 exons.
CACUUAGAGGAAAAGGCAGGGAUAACCAAAGUCAGUAGGAUUCAUCCUCUGGGAACCACAAAUGUCUGUUUUCUAUGCUUGCGUGGUACAGACACUGAGGACACCUCCAAACGCACCUGAGGCGCAUCUCCUAAUCAGCCAGACUCUGGUUGGGAAGAACGGCUUUACUGGGUUCUCUUCGGCACACUCAAACAUCAGCAGGAGCUCCCAAAUACUUCACUCUACAUCAACUGCCGUGACACUGCAAUGACAUCACUCCGGCUCUUGCCCUUAUUGCAGUCCCUCCUUCUCCUCCAAGUCCAUCUUUCCAACCAGUUAGAAGACAACAAGAUCCCUCCCAGUCUGUGUACUGGUCACCCUGGUAUCCCGGGCUCUCCUGGAGCUCAUGGCAGUACUGGUCAGCCAGGGAGAGACGGGAGGGACGGGAGAGAUGCUGCUCCAGGGGAGAAGGGACAGAAGGGAGACAUGGGAUACCCAGGUGAGACAGGAGUGCGUGGCUUGACCGGGGACAGAGGGGAGCCAGGAGAAAAAGGGGAGAGGGGGCAGUCAGGAGAGUGCGCGGUGGCCCCCAAAUCAGCCUUCAGUGUCAAACUAUCCGAGGGCCUCACUUCACCCAUCACUGUGGGCAAUGUAGUCCGCUUCGACAAAGUUGUGCUUAAUGAACAGGGCGACUACAACGCAGAGACGGGACGCUUCACCUGCAAAGUGCCAGGAGUUUACUACUUUGCCGUUCACGCCACAGUCUACCGCGCCAGCCUCCAGUUUGACCUGAUGAAAAAUGCACACACAGUGGCAUCUUAUUUUCAGUUCUACGGCAACUGGCCCAAACCAGCGUCUCUUUCAGGCGGCUCCCUGCUCCACCUCAUCCCUGGUGACCAGGUGUGGGUCCAGAUGGCUCUGUCAGAGUACAAUGGGUUUUACUCCAGCACCAAGACAGACAGCACCUUCACCGGCUUCCUGGUAUACUCAGACUGGAAAAACUCUGCUGUGUUUGCAUGACACGUGCUCAUGAACAAACCAGUCAUAUCCCACUUAACGCUGUUUUUUGUGUGUGCCUAUUUCAGUUUUCUAAUUGAGAAGUUCUGGAUAAAGACGAGGCAAUAGGCCUUGACAUGGUACAUCUGUAUUUGUGUAACGAGUAUAAAACACCAGACAAUGUUACUUGAAUGGCACAUACCGUACUGGUGAAGUGUGAGGUACACACACUGUUUAUUCAGUGUCUGGUCUUCAGCUGGAGCCUUUAAACGGCUGUGACACUUAAUUCUUGUAACAGAUGUUGUGACACUGGCUUCCAGCCAACUCCAGGCCACAAAGUCAAACAGCUUUCACGCCUUUAUUGCACUUUUGUUUCCCGUCAAUAUCUCUGCACAGCAAACAUGAAAAAUGAAUAAAUCAUCGUAGUUUUUAAAACGCACACGACUGAUAUACUUUUGGCCAUAAAUACCCACUCAUACUGGAUAUUGUGAGGCGAUCCGUUUUUACUAAUUGUUAUAAGUCAGUUCUACACUUUUAACUUUAAAAUCCAAAAAUGAUAUUUGCUGAUGUUGAUAUUUGUCACUUUCUUAUAACAUGCCUGCCUGUGCACACUUCUGUUUAAUUUUGUAGUAAUUUACCUGAUCGCAGUGGUGGAAGAAGUACUCAGGUUAAAAUUGUGUAAAAACACUCAAUUCCAUGUAAAUUCAUGCAUUCAAACUUCUAAUUUUAAGUACAGAUGCAUUAUCAACAAAAUGUACUUAAAGUAUUUAAAGUACUCGCUUUGCAGAAAAUGGCCCAUUUGAGUGAUUUGAUAUUAUUCAUGAUAUUAUUAAAUUGUUAAUACUGAUGCAUCAAUGUAUAAGUGGCAUUUUAGUGUUGUAGCUGGUUGAGCUGGAACUAGUUUGAACCUUUUAUACAGUUAGCCAGGUAAUUUAAUGCAGUGGUUCCCAACGUAGGGGUCGAGCCCCCUCCGAAGAAUCACAAGAUAAAUCAAAGGGGUCGUGAGAUGAUUAAUAAGACAGAACAGAUCAUUUUACCUCACUGAGCACAACUUGUUAUUCAAAUGAAACCAUCUGAGAAGUUAACCCCUUGUGUUGUCCUCGGGUCAAAUUUGACCCAUUUUCAAAGUUUUUUAUAUCAGAAAUAUAAAGGGUUUCUUUUAACCUAUUGCCCAAAAUUAUAUGGAUGCAUGGAUGUCUGUUGUUCAACAUCAUUUGCAGAUCAAAUUAAUGAUUACUUUCAUUUAAUUUUGGGUGUUUUAUUCAAUGUUAUAGCAUUUGAAAAAAAAAUGUUUAAAUGGUUUUAAAACAGUAUCCUGACUCAAAUUUGACAUAUACCCUCUGAUCUAGUCAAAAUAAUUCAUAAUUUCUGCUUUUUUUUAACUCAAAAAUUAGGUAAUAUGUCAUAUCAAUUUGUUUAUUGACUAAUCUAAUUAUCUAAAAAAGCACCAAAAACGUUUAAAAAAAGCGCCAUAAAAAGGUUUGUUUAAUUUUGACCCAGAAAGACAAGUUUAUGGUCGAUGUGAAGACAACACAAGGGUUACGUAGAGGGUAAAACCCCUAUCUGUUGGAGCUACUAACAACUCAAACAUCUGAAACAUGACACAGGGCCCCAACAAGGGUCACCGAGGCUCACAGGUCAAAAAGAUUGGGAACCAGUGGUUUAACUGUUAACAAUGCAUCAUAUUUUAUAAGCUUGUCAUGUUUUUUUUAUGGAAAUACUUCAGUAAAGUACUUUAAAAGUAGGCUACCUACUUGUCUUAGUCACUUUCCACCAUUGCCAGAUUGAUCAACUUUCACAUAGCAUUUUUAUCAAUAAAAUCCGACACCCAA